This is a messenger RNA of Dictyostelium purpureum, 1689 nucleotides long. RefSeq lists its product as uncharacterized. The coding region runs from base 1 to 1689 and encodes 562 amino acids. Gene Ontology annotation, cellular component: catalytic step 2 spliceosome. NCBI's taxonomy places the organism in Eukaryota, Evosea, Eumycetozoa, Dictyosteliales, Dictyosteliaceae. The record is from RefSeq and is a predicted model, not a curated record. The transcript has 3 exons. Gene Ontology annotation, biological process: protein folding; protein polyubiquitination; protein peptidyl-prolyl isomerization. Gene Ontology annotation, molecular function: peptidyl-prolyl cis-trans isomerase activity; ubiquitin-ubiquitin ligase activity.
AUGGGUCGUUCUAAAUCUCAUAAUAAAGCAUAUAUUACCAUGUCCGAAUGGGUAAGCGACUUUGGUGGAAAGACUGCCAAAGAAAAGAGAAGCUCAUUUAAACCAUUACCAUUUUAUUGUUGCAGUUUAUCACUACAGCAUUUAGAAGAGCCUGUAUCAAAUGAAAAUGGAAAUUUAUUUGAUUUAGAAAAUAUAACACAGUUUUUAAAAAAGCAUGGAAAAGACCCGAUUACUGGUAAUCCUGCAACUAUAAAAGAUUAUUUCCCAAUUAAUUUUUAUAAAAAUGAAAAUGAUGAAUACCAUUGUCCAAUUUUAGAAAAGGUUUUUACAGAUUUUAGCCAUAUUGUAGCAAUCAAAACAACUGGGAAUGUAUAUUCAUAUGAUUCAGUACAAAAAUUAAAUAUUGAAGCAAAGAAUUGGAUAGAUUUGUUAACAGAUAAACCAUUUAACAAAUCUGAUAUAGUUACAAUUCAAGAUCCAGUAAAUAGAUCGUCAAAAAAUACAAUGGGAAAUUUUCAUUUUGUUAAAGAGGGUAUAGAAUUUGAAAAAGGUGAAGUAGAAUCAAAUGUGAAUGUAAAUGAUGCAACAUCAAGAAUUUUUAAACAAAUGCAGGAAAAGGGUAUUCCUUUAUCUGAAAAAGAUAGUGAGGUUAAAUUAAAACAAAAAAUUCAAGAAAAAGAAGAGGAGUCUAAAAAACUAAUGACCGAAGAAGAAAAAAAGCAAAAAAUGUUUGAACAAUUUAAAAAAGAUAAAGCAGAAAAAGAAGAAUCAUUAAAGAAACGUGCAGUUCAAGCACCAUCAUUCACAAGUACAGGUUAUACAAAGACACGUCUAGACGAAGAGCAUCCAUCACUUACUCCUGGCAAAACUACAAAAAAGAAAGGGUAUGUUCAAUUAAAAACAAAUUUGGGUGAUUUAAAUCUACUAUUACAUUGCGACUUGGUACCAAAAGCAUGCGAAAACUUUUUAGAACAUUGCGAAUCAAAAUAUUACGAUAACCUUAUAUUCCAUAGAUUAAUAAAGAACUUUAUGAUUCAAGGUGGUGACCCAACAGGUACUGGUAGAGGAGGUGAAUCAAUAUGGGGCAAACCUUUCAAAGAUGAAUUUAAACCAAAUUUACUACACAAUGAAAGAGGUAUUCUAAGUAUGGCAAACUCUGGUACAAACACAAACAACUCACAGUUCUUCAUCACCUUUAGGGAAUGUCCUCAUUUAAAUAAUAAACAUACAGUAUUUGGUAAAGUGGUAGGUGGCAUGGAAGUUUUAAAGACUAUAGAAUUGGUUAAAACAAACGAACAAGACAAACCAAAUCACAAUAUUAAAAUCCUUGGAACUAAAGUUAUUCAAAAUCCAUUUAGAACAUUAGACGAGGAGCAAUUUGAAGAGAAAUUAAAACAAGAAAAAAAAAAUAGAGAAAAACUACAAAAAUCAGAGGUAUUGGAUGAACAAGUUGAAGGAAAUCAAAAAGGCUUAUGGUAUAGUAAUCCAACACCAGAAUUAAAAGCAAACAAUGAUAAGACAGUCGGUAAGUAUUUAAAUAACUCUGCAUCAUCACCAUCCUCUUCAUUGGGCAAAAGAUUAAAUGAAUUACCACCAAAAAACAAUCCACUUAAAGAAACUUUAAUAAAACAACAAGAACAACAAAAAAAAGUAAAAACCUCAUCAUAUGGUAAUUUUUCAAAUUGGUAG